AUGCCGCCCAAAAAACGCGUCUCUGAUAGCGCUCCCUCGCCUAGAAAGCGCGCGCGCGGCACUGCGAGCCAGCCCGUCGCGAUCGACUCGCAGUUAUAUCAAUCUCAGCCAUCUGCUCUAUCUCCGCCGCCUCCAUAUACACAUACUUUCGAGUCGCGAUUACGCGAGUCGCAGCCCGAAGACGCUAUCGUCGCGCCCGCCGAGGGCAGUGAGCAAGCUACGCUCGCUCCGUCUUCUGAAGCCGCCGACAACGCUGUAGAUGAGGCUUUUGACGCCCAUCUCGAAGACAAUUAUAAUGGCAUAGAUUAG
This is a messenger RNA of Pyrenophora tritici-repentis Pt-1C-BFP, 309 nucleotides long. The record is from RefSeq and is a predicted model, not a curated record. NCBI's taxonomy places the organism in Eukaryota, Fungi, Ascomycota, Dothideomycetes, Pleosporales, Pleosporaceae.